UCUUUGGUCCCCCCCCCCCCCGAUUGCCAUCCACACCUCAUCGCAGAGAACAUGGCUGAAUACCGCGAAGUAAAGACGUAUGACAUCCCGGCCCGCCUCAAGGGCAAGGGAACAGGAUCUCAUGACCGCCCUAAGCCUCACAUCGACGAGGCGACGUACAAGAGCAACUACCAGGCCUCGAUCACCAAGAUCGAUGAGUUCUGGGGCAAGCUCGGACGUGAGACUAUCGACUGGGACGUGCCCUUCAAGACGGUGCGACAUGGUGGCUUCGAGAAGGGAGACGUAGCCUGGUUCCCUGAGGGACAGCUCAACGCCUCGUACAACUGUGUCGAUCGUUGGGCCUUUAGGCACCCGGACAAGACUGCCAUCAUCUGGGAAGCCGAUGAGCCUGGACAGGGCAAGGAGAUCUCUUACAAGGAGCUCCUCGCCGAAGUCUGCCAAGUCGCCAACGCCCUGACCAACAUGGGCGUCCGCAAGGGAGAUGCCGUCAUUGUUUACCUGCCCAUGAUUCCAGAGGCUGCUGUUGCCCUCCUUGCCUGCGCUCGUAUCGGAGCAGUCCACUCUGUCGUCUUUGCAGGCUUCUCCGCCGACUCCCUGCGCGACCGAGCCGUCGACUGCGAUGCCCGCGUCGUCAUCACCACCGACGAGGGCAAGCGCGGUGGACGCACCAUCGCUACCAAGUCCAUCGUCGAUGCAGCCCUCAAGGAGUGCCCCAAGGUCGAGCACUGCCUCGUCGUCAAGCGAACUGGCUCUGACGUCCCCAUGCAAGAAGGUCGCGACAAGUGGUGGCACGACGCUGCUGCCGCCGAGCGCGCCUACUGCUCGCCUGUCCCCGUUCAGUCGGAGGACCCCUUGUUCAUCCUCUACACCUCGGGCUCCACGGGAAAGCCCAAGGGUGUCGUCCACUCCACCGCCGGCUACCUGCUUGGCACGGCGCUCACUGUCAAGCACAUCUUUGACGUCCACGAGAACGACCGAUUCGCGUGCAUGGCCGACGUGGGCUGGAUCACGGGCCACUCGUACAUCGUCUACGGCCCCUUGAUGAACGGCGUCACCACGCUCAUUUUCGAGUCCACGCCCGUCUACCCGACCGCAUCCCGCUACUGGGAGGUCGUCGCGCAACACAAGCUCACCCAGUUCUACACGGCCCCCACCUCGAUCCGCCUGCUGCGUCGCCUGGGCGAGGAGCACGUCAAGGGUCACGACCUCACCUCGCUGCGCGUCAUCGGCACCGUCGGCGAACCCAUCAACCCCGAAGCGUGGGACUGGUACAACGAGAACGUCGGGCACGGUGAAUGUGCUGUGGUCGACACCUACUGGCAGACAGAGACUGGCGCGCACAUGAUCUCCCCCUUCCCCGGCGCGACCAAGACGAAGCCUGGCUCCGCAACGGUCCCCUUCUGGGGCGUGGAGCCCGUCCUCCUCGACCCGCAGUCGGGCAAGCUCAUCGAGGGCAAUGAAGUCGAGGGUGUCCUCGCCAUCAAGCAGCCCUGGCCCUCUAUGGCCCGCACGAUCAAGGGCGACCACCAACGCUUCCUCGACGUGUACCUCAAACCCUACCCCGGGUACUACUUCACGGGCGACGGUGCAGCGAGGGACAAGGAUGGGUACAUCUGGAUCAAGGGACGUGUCGAUGAUGUGUGCAACGUCUCGGGACACCGCAUCGGUACGGCGGAGAUUGAGAGUGCCCUCAUUCAACACCCGGGCGUGUCCGAGAGCGCUGUGGUGGGCAUUGCCGACGAAGUCACUGGACAGGCUAUCUGCGCGUACGUGGCCCUGAAGCCGUCCUUCAGCUACGACUCACACGAGGCGCUCGUCAAGGAGCUGGUGCUGCAGGUUCGCAGGAACAUCGGUCCAUUUGCUGCUCCCAAGAAGAUUCUCGUCGUCAAGGAUCUCCCUAAGACGAGAAGUGGUAAGAUCAUGAGGCGCAUCCUUCGCAAGGUCGCUUCUAAUGAGGCAGAUCAGCUCGGAGACGUGUCAUCGCUGGCAGACCCCAGUGUUGUCGACGGGAUUAUUGAAGUCUGGAACAAGGAUCAGGCAAAGAAAUAGGCUGCUUGUCCUCCCUUGUCCUCCCUUGUCCUCCCUUGUCCUCCCUUGUCCUCUCUUGUCCUUCUCGUCUCUAUCUCUCCCCUGGAUGCUGGUAAUCGAAUACUUGAUCAGUAGUGUAUCGCCC
Molecule: messenger RNA, 2173 nt
Organism: Jaminaea rosea
Lineage: Eukaryota; Fungi; Basidiomycota; Exobasidiomycetes; Microstromatales
Product: putative acetyl-CoA synthetase
Exons: 5
Coding region: 52-2049 (665 amino acids)
Cellular component (GO): cytosol
Molecular function (GO): AMP binding; acetyl-CoA synthetase activity
Source: RefSeq, a predicted model, not a curated record